Esox lucius (northern pike) is the source of this 1702-nucleotide messenger RNA. RefSeq names its product organic solute transporter subunit alpha. Bases 154 to 1446 code for a protein of 430 amino acids. NCBI's taxonomy places the organism in Eukaryota, Metazoa, Chordata, Actinopteri, Esociformes, Esocidae. Gene Ontology annotation, biological process: transport. Gene Ontology annotation, molecular function: transporter activity. The transcript has 7 exons. The record is from RefSeq and is a predicted model, not a curated record.
CUCAACACGGAACUGAAAAGACACCAAAUGACCGUCCUCAAGAGAAAGAAUUUAACAAAAUACAAUCAGUCUGUCAAUGCGAGGUCAAUUAGUUCAAAUAUAAUUGUCCCUCCCAAAAUGUUUAUAGAUAGGUUACUCUAAAUUUAAAUUUUCAUGAAAACUCUAGUGUUUGUAAUGUUGGUAGUUGGAACUGUUGUUUCUGAGAAGAUGAAUAGAGCAGGCAACUGCAGCUGGCUAGGAAAGGAGAUCCCUCUGUCAUGGGAAUUCUUCAGUGUGAUCAAGGAUGAGCUCUGGCUUUUUCUCAUUCCUGCUGGGUUGGCUGUGAUCAUCCUGGCCCUGUUCCUAGAAGAGAUGGGCUUUUUCCUGCAUCACAUGCCCUCAUCCAGACGCCGGAGCCUCUACCUGUGGAUACUGGGCAUGUACCCGGUCUUUGGCUUAACCUCCAUCAUUGCGCUGUAUGUUCCUCGCUCCUCGUCACUGUGUAAUUUCAUAGCUUCUCUGUACCACUCCAUCACACUGUUGAAGUUUAUGGGGCUUGUCACAGACUUCUUUGGGGGAAAGGCGCGCAUGCUGGAGAUCUUAGCUGGAGAGCAGAUGUCUCCAGAUCCAUUCCCAUGCUGUUGCUGCUGCUGUCUUCCUUUGAUAGCCAUCAACAAGACCAGCCUGGGUUGGAUGAUGGCUGCUGUGUUACAACUGUCUGUGGUUAGAACCAUCCUGUUCUUUGUCACUCUGGUCCUUUGGACAGAUGAGCAGUAUGACUAUGGAGAUGUUGAUUCUGUCAAUCCCAAUAUGUACGUGAACGCCAUCAUAGCCGUGUCUACCUUCCUGUCCUUCUAUGGCCAUCUGCUGUUUUAUAAGGCCACCAAAAAGGCCUUACCUGGCUAUGGACUGAGAGCCAAGUUUUUCUGUAUCAUUGUUGUGUUGGUGCUUUGUGGCCUCCAGAAUGGAAUCCUGGAGACCAUGGGGGCCUUGGAGGUGGUACCCUGCACCCCUCCCUUGUCUGUUCUCAUGCGUUCACAGUUAAUUUACCAUUACUCUGUGAUUGUGGAGAUGUUCUGCAUAUGCCUCUUUGCCCGUCACACUUUUCGUAAAGUGGAGCCUAAUCUGGGGGAGAGCUUUGGGCUGGAGGAGAGUCCCGAAAGAGGCAUUCUGCUGGAGAAAGCAAUUCAGACGGAGGAUGUGGUGCCAUUUCGGCAGAACCCAUGCCCUGGCUUGGGUGGCGUCGGAGUCUCCAAUCCCGACUAUAACAGUGAUAGCAGUGAGGACAGCCUCUGCAAGAUAGAGCACACCCCACUAGAUCGCUUCCCUUUCUAUUUUCAACCCAGAUCUCAAGAAACAGUUAGGGCGGAGAAGGAAACUGAUCAAAAUAGUACUUUUGAGAUGCCCAAACUGACUGUUACUGCUGAAAUCAACUUUGUGGAGUCUACGGAUGUUACUGUUGUAUGAAAAUAUGGAAACUCCAUCGGGGUCACCUUCAGGAAAUGUAAGAGAGACACCACACUGCUUGAGAAGCUAUUUUUCACUGUUGGUUUCUAUCAUAUAAUGCCUGAAGACUUGGAUCUGUUUAUUCUAUUAACUCCUCAGCUGCAUGGGUCCAGCGUGGAAGUCAACAUUUUCUCCUGCCAAUAUUUCACCAUACUUUUUAUACUGAGCAUGCUCUCUACAUUUUCUAUUGUUUUUCAAAAAGAAAAUAAAUGUGUAU